Dioscorea cayenensis subsp. rotundata (Guinea yam) is the source of this 1289-nucleotide messenger RNA. RefSeq names its product NADH-cytochrome b5 reductase-like protein. Lineage: Eukaryota; Viridiplantae; Streptophyta; Magnoliopsida; Dioscoreales; Dioscoreaceae. Bases 153 to 1130 code for a protein of 325 amino acids. The record is from RefSeq and is a predicted model, not a curated record. The transcript has 13 exons. Gene Ontology annotation, molecular function: cytochrome-b5 reductase activity, acting on NAD(P)H.
CAGUCAGGGAUUGAAAUGGUUAAACUUAACCAUUUUGAAUUUCAGGAUCUAGAAACAAACCAGCUUCCUGCAUUUUGGGACCCUGCAAAACCUCUUUUGAAGGUCCCAACCUUCUCUUUCUUCUCAGUUCUCUACAUCUCUCUUGGUUUUCAAUGGCGCUGCUUCUCAGGAGGCUCGCUCGAGCUGCGCCUCUUGGUCUUGGAGGGCAGCAUACCAGUUGGAAUCAUGGGCGGCGGUUACCUCUCGGUGCGACUGCCGCCAUUUCCGGUGGAAUCGCUCUCUAUUGCUGCAUAUCUUCUCCCACAAUAGCUCAGAUGGAGCAACAAAUUGAAAAAGGAUUUCCUGAUGAAAGAGUCGCUCUUGAUCCUGAAAAAUGGUUGGAGUUUAAGCUACAAGAUACUGCAAGAGUCAGCCAUAACACUAAAUUGUUCAGGUUCUCAUUUGAUCCUGCAGCAAAGUUAGGACUUGACGUUGCUUCAUGCCUUAUUACGAGGGCUCCUAUUGGAGAGGAAUCUGAAGGAAGAAGGAAAUACGUCAUUCGCCCAUACACUCCAAUAUCAGACCCUGAUUCAAAAGGUUAUUUUGAUUUGUUAAUCAAGAUUUAUCCUGAAGGAAAAAUGAGCCAGCAUCUGGCAAGUUUAAAGCCUGGUGAUGUUUUGGAAGUCAAGGGGCCAAUUGAAAAGCUCAGAUAUGCCCCAAAUAUGAAAAAGAAAUUUGGCAUGAUUGCUGGAGGGACAGGUAUCACACCAAUGCUCCAAGUCAUCAAGUCUAUUCUGAAGAACCCUGAUGACAACACUCAGGUGUCACUAGUUUAUGCCAAUGUAUCACCUGAUGAUAUAUUGCUUAAAGCAGAGCUUGAUAGACUCUCAAGUAUCUAUCCAAAUCUAAAGGUUUAUUACACUGUUGAUAACCCAUCAAAGAAUUGGAGAGGUGGUACUGGUUUUGUUUCAAAAGACAUGAUAGCGAAAGGCUUGCCUGGUCCAGCAGAAGACACACUGAUACUCGUCUGUGGCCCGCCGGGAAUGAUGAAGCACAUAUCAGGAGACAAGGCAAAAGAUCGGUCACAAGGCGAGCUCUCUGGCCUUCUCAAGCAACUUGGUUACACAGAAGAGAUGGUGUACAAAUUUUAAUGAGGGGCUUAUGAAACACAAGGAAUGGAAAUCCCACGCUUGCUUUCUGUGAGUUUGAUUUUUAGGUUUACAGGCUGAAUAAACAAUACUUCUGCUAAAUCUUAAUGUGAAAACAAUGUCAUAUUUGCUUCUCAAUAAAAUUCAGAAACUUUUUAAUAA